Penicillium psychrosexuale is the source of this 723-nucleotide messenger RNA. RefSeq lists its product as uncharacterized. The coding region runs from base 1 to 723 and encodes 240 amino acids. NCBI's taxonomy places the organism in Eukaryota, Fungi, Ascomycota, Eurotiomycetes, Eurotiales, Aspergillaceae. The record is from RefSeq and is a predicted model, not a curated record. The transcript has 2 exons.
AUGCCUAUGUCGUUAUUAUCGCUGCAGAGCUUAACACAGACCGGAACGUGGCAGCAGAAUUGUCUUCUACGCGACCGCCACUGCUGUAUAGUGUCUCGCAAAUUCGAUAGAGCAGCAGCCAGAAAGUGUUUCGAGGAGAAUGCGGAAUUUUGUGCUGAUGAUGACGGGAACCUAUUGAAGGAUGAGUCUAGCGAUCAAUUUCAAUACUUGGAGGUUGCCCAAAUUCUCCCUUAUUGUCUGACGACAGUAGCUUCUGGUGAAACCGAUUUGAGUGAUUCAAAGAAAAGUGCUCUUCGGAUCUUGGACAUGUUCGAUCCUGGAAUAAUCCAUCUUAUUGAUGGUCCCAUGAACGCCCUCACUCUAACGCUAGACUACCACCGGCUAUUCGGCGAAUUUAAAAUCUAUUUCGAACAUACUGGCACACAAUAUCAGUACAGGAUUGACUCUACAGAACGCAGUCCUUUCUUACGUGACCCCUUGUUUCCCGUCACACGAUCGCUUAGCCUAAGUCCUUAUCACACGGUAGAUCUACCAUCCCCCCGGCUUCUCGAUAUCCACCGCGCCAUUGCACUUAUUAUGGAACUUAGCGGCGCUGGCGAAUAUACUGAGCGGGUCCUUCGUGAUAUGGAGGAGCUGGAUGUCAGAGAAGACAGAUCGACACAUUUGGGAUAUCUUACAGGCUUACGACUUGGCGGGUGGUUAGAUACCCUGUCAUUGCAUUAG